Mastomys coucha (southern multimammate mouse) is the source of this 2924-nucleotide messenger RNA. It is a transcript of the gene Gfap, whose product is annotated as glial fibrillary acidic protein. The record is from RefSeq and is a predicted model, not a curated record. Bases 221 to 1513 code for a protein of 430 amino acids. Gene Ontology annotation, molecular function: structural constituent of cytoskeleton. NCBI's taxonomy places the organism in Eukaryota, Metazoa, Chordata, Mammalia, Rodentia, Muridae. Gene Ontology annotation, biological process: regulation of chaperone-mediated autophagy; intermediate filament organization. The transcript has 9 exons. Gene Ontology annotation, cellular component: intermediate filament; cell projection; cytoplasm.
GGUGAAGCCAGGCUGGUGUUCCCAGGAAAGCCUGGACUCUGGAUACGGUGACCUCGGUGGGGUGAGAGGAGUUUUCCCCAUAACUGGGCUGGGGCCCAGCUCCACCCCCUCAGGCUAUUCAGUGGGGUGCUGCCAGGAAGUCAGGGGCAGAUCCAGUCCAGCCCGUUCCUUCAUAAAGGCCCUGACAUCCCAGGAGCCAACAGAGGCGAGGCAGGGCAGGAUGGAGCGGAGACGCAUCACCUCGGCUCGCCGCUCCUAUGCCUCCUCCGAGACUGUGGUCAGGGGCGUUGGUCCUACUCGACACCUGGGUACCAUGCCACGCUUCUCCCUGUCUAGAAUGACUCCUCCACUCCCUACCAGGGUGGACUUCUCCCUGGCCGGGGCGCUCAAUGCCGGCUUCAAAGAGACUCGGGUCAGCGAGCGCGCAGAGAUGAUGGAGCUCAAUGACCGCUUUGCUAGCUACAUCGAGAAGGUCCGCUUUCUGGAACAGCAAAACAAGGCGCUGGCAGCUGAGCUGAACCAGCUUCGAGCCAAGGAACCCACCAAACUGGCCGACGUCUACCAGGCGGAGCUUCGGGAGCUGCGGCUGCGGCUGGACCAGCUUACGGCCAACAGUGCCCGGCUGGAGGUGGAGAGGGACAAUCUCGCACAGGACCUCAGCACCCUGAGGCAGAAGCUCCAAGAUGAAACCAACCUGAGGCUGGAGGCAGAGAACAACCUGGCUGCGUAUAGACAGGAGGCAGAUGAAGCCACCCUGGCUCGAGUGGAUCUGGAGCGGAAGGUUGAAUCGCUGGAGGAGGAGAUCCAGUUCUUGAGGAAGAUCCAUGAAGAGGAAGUUCGAGAACUCCGGGAGCAGCUGGCCCAACAGCAGGUCCAUGUGGAGAUGGAUGUAGCCAAGCCAGACCUCACAGCGGCCCUGAGAGAGAUUCGCACUCAAUACGAGGCAGUGGCCACCAGUAACAUGCAAGAGACGGAGGAGUGGUAUCGGUCCAAGUUUGCAGAUCUCACAGACGCUGCCUCCCGCAACGCAGAGCUGCUCCGCCAGGCCAAGCACGAGGCUAAUGAUUAUCGCCGCCAACUGCAGGCCUUGACCUGCGACCUGGAGUCCCUGCGCGGCACGAACGAGUCCCUGGAGAGGCAAAUGCGCGAACAGGACGAGCGCCAUGCGCGGGAAUCGGCCAGUUACCAGGAGGCACUCGCUCGGCUGGAGGAGGAGGGCCAGAGCCUCAAGGAGGAGAUGGCCCGCCACCUGCAGGAGUACCAGGAUCUACUCAACGUUAAGCUAGCCCUGGACAUCGAGAUCGCCACCUACAGGAAAUUGCUGGAGGGCGAAGAAAAUCGCAUCACCAUUCCUGUACAGACUUUCUCCAACCUCCAGAUCCGAGAAACCAGCCUGGACACCAAAUCCUUGUCAGAAGGCCACCUCAAGAGGAACAUCGUGGUAAAGACGGUGGAGAUGCGGGAUGGCGAGGUCAUUAAGGAGUCGAAGCAGGAGCACAAGGAUGUGAUGUGAGGUGUGCCCACCUGGUGGCCCUUGCCAUACAGUAUGAGAGCCCAAAGCCCCUCCUCAGAUAGUCCUGUUUGCCAAACCCAAUUCCCAUCCACACCAGUGCUCUCCUUCCUUCCGUUUGUAUACCCGUGUGCUGACCAAGGCUCAGUCAGUGCGGGGCCUCAUGGAUGGGACAUACCCUGCACCUCCAACUAACAGGAUACUCACCCCAAAGGGGCAGUCAGGAGGGGAGGGGACCCCAGCUGGGUUAGAAUUGGAAGGGAAGAGGAAAGAUGUGCCGAGCAGGAAGACUUAACAAAUCACUUCCUUUAUCCUUGUUGUUAUGGAAACUGUUGCCAGAGCGAGAGGUCUCUGGGAACUGGACUUUGAGUUUCCACAGGCUGCUGGAGCAAGACAAAAAUCCAGACAGAAAGGAAAAGUCCCCGAGGCAAAGUCUCUCUAGCCAGAGAGCCCUAUGCAUCCCAAAUAGUCUUGAUUGAUCUAGGAGUGGAUAGGGCAGACCUGCUACCUGGAAUGGCCACUAAGGCAGUCCUGAAGGGCCCUCCAGAGUGAUGACCCACUAGUGUCAGCCCUACUGAGCAGCCCUGCAGGUUGACCGCCCAUGAGCAUGUGGAAACUUGGUUCCCAGCACUUGGCGGGGGUCUAUGGCGUAAGUGGAGAGGGAGGUGUACUGGAUGGUGUAGAGAGGGCUCCCUAGCUGGUCCCUAAGUGUGGGUGCAGAGAGGUGGAGUGCAGGAAGGCUCCCCCGCUCAGGCAGCAGAGGUGCCAGUAGAGGUGGCACCGGUAGAGAUCAUUUGGACACUGGCGUUGGAAGUUGGAGGCAACCAGUUACAUUUGGCUCUGAAUCCUAUGAAUCAAGGAAAUGACCUGCUCUUUCGAAGACACUGAAACAGGAGAGAGGGACUUCAUCCACUGGGCAGGGUAACAGAUGUUUCUCAGUCCCAAAGGUCUACUCCUGGCUGCACAGUCCCCAUCCGCUCAGUCAUCUCACCCUGUGACUGCUGCUUCUCAACCCAGAACCCACAACCAUCCUUCCAAGGUUCUCCAUUCCUACAAUGACUAGCAGUUGUUCUCCAAGACAAGGGUCCAUUCCCUUUCUUAUGCAUAGAUGUAAUAUCAUCUAUUUAGGUAUCAUCCUAUUUGAGAGUUUGGGGAACUGAGGCACAUUGUGUUCAGGCAGCCUGGAGGCGAGUGCCUUCAUAUUAGAGCACCUUCUCCGAAGCUGAUUGGUGGGCUGAUGGGGAAGAAAUUGGGCUGAAGGUGUCCACUCAGUUGUUCCCCCCUCCCCUCCAAGGUCCCUCCCUCUUCCCAGGACAUCACCCCCCCCCUUGCCACCUCUGCUAACCUUCUGAGCAGUACUGUCACCUUUACUCACUGGGCAGAAAUAAAAACAUGUGCCAUAGGCUUCCUCAGA